AUGAUAAUUGAUGGAGAAAAGUAUGCUUGCGAGGCCUGCGUUCGCGGCCACCGCGUGAGCAAUUGUCAACAUUCUGACCGUCCACUUCAACAUAUCAACAAGAAGGGUCGACCGGUUUCCCAAUGCGCCCACUGCCGCGCCAUGCGAAAGUCGCGCUCUGCUCACGUCAAAUGCGACUGCGGCGAGAAGACAAGCAAAUGUGCGCAUUUGCAGCCAACUGUUGAGGGGCACACUGAAACAUGUUGUUGCAACCAUGGUGGACACUGCAGUUGCUCCCACAAGACCGAGCCUGUCCUUGACACCGUCCCGGAGUCUGACUCGGAGCGCGAGUCUCUGACUCUAAGCAUUACUGGCCGUCCAAAGCCUCCUGGUCGAAGACGAAGAGCCAACACAGUUCACUCAGACGGUGUUCUGAGCUUCGACGAGCAUGGAAAUCACAAGCCUGCUCACCGAAACAACCGCGUUUCUCAAAAGUGUGGCCCUUACCAGCUUAACAGAGUGAAUUCAGCUCAUAGCACCAGCAGCUUGGGCGCCGAUAGCAUGUUGCAGAAGAGCUCGCGGGAGCCUCCCAGCAGCCGUGCCCGCGCUGCUGCCAACCGGGAACGACGAGUCAAGUCGGAAACCGCUUCGCCCCUCAUGAAUGGAGCUAGCAGCUUUCAGAAUUUAAACGCCAAUCUGCCUCCCCUGGAUCUGUCCAGCAUCGAGUAUCCUCGCUACAUGGCUAACAGCACAUUUGACUUGUUCGGUUCUGGCUUCAACUCGGAGACAGACGCCCCUAUGUAUAGCGCAGGUCUUAGCGCGGCUUCAGUCGAUUGGAGUCACUACGAUCUUUCUGAAAUGAAGGGUGAUAGCUUCACACCAUCAAGCUACAGCCAGGCCGGCACCCAAAGCUUCAACGGUCUCUUCGAUUUCGGCAGCGGCUCAGAACAUCUGCCCCAUUUAGCCAACACCACCUCAACCUCGGGUGAGGUCUCUGAAGUGGAGGACUUCCUGCCUGGAGGAGACGGCGAUUAUGACGGCCUAGAGGGGUUCAGCCGCGGCGACAGCUUCAUCCGCCAGAACGGCAACGUGAUGGCUAACUCGGCCGACCUCACCACCAUUGACUAUGACAACUUCUAUAAGGGAGCAGACAGUGGCCCUAUGGCUGGAGCAGGCCUAUCAAUGGUUGAGGACGACCCUGCAUUCUGGAUGCCCAACUACAACGAGGGCAUCACGACAAUGGACGAAAGUCCUGACCCUCUCGGCCCAGCUUCUAUGCCCAGCUUUUGGGGCAUGUGA
Messenger RNA from Fusarium sp. VM40, 1278 nucleotides. NCBI's taxonomy places the organism in Eukaryota, Fungi, Ascomycota, Sordariomycetes, Hypocreales, Nectriaceae. The record is from the annotation of a GenBank genome assembly.